Molecule: messenger RNA, 275 nt
Organism: Symbiodinium necroappetens
Lineage: Eukaryota; Dinophyceae; Suessiales; Symbiodiniaceae
Source: the annotation of a GenBank genome assembly
AUGGCGGAAGUGGCGGAAGCAGAGUUCAACAUCGGUGCCAAGGGAAAGAAGCAAUUGGUGGACAACAAGAUGGAUUCGAUGUUCCGGGGCAGUAAGGUGGACAACUACUUCAAGGUCUCCCAACGCGGCUCAAAUCUCACCACAGAGAUCCGUGCUGGCAUCACCACGUUCUUGACGGCUGCCUACAUCAUGGCGGUGAACCCAAACAUCCUCAGCACCACGGGCCUGAAGUUCGAGGGCCUUGUCUUCGCCACGGCUGGCUCCAGCUGCAUUGC